Molecule: messenger RNA, 2387 nt
Organism: Megalobrama amblycephala (Wuchang bream)
Lineage: Eukaryota; Metazoa; Chordata; Actinopteri; Cypriniformes; Xenocyprididae
Gene: ids
Product: iduronate 2-sulfatase
Exons: 8
Coding region: 129-1583 (484 amino acids)
Molecular function (GO): iduronate-2-sulfatase activity
Source: RefSeq, a predicted model, not a curated record
CAAACAGUUCAACAUUUUGUACUUACUUGCUGAUUUAAGACCAACUUUAGGCUGCUACUCUGAUCCAGUGGUCAAAUCACCAAACAUUGAUCAGCUAGCAUCUGUGAGCACAGUGUUUUAUAACGCCUAUGCACAGUAGGGUGUCUUUCCUAACAAGUCGAAGACCAGACACCACAAAGCUGUAUGACUUCAACUCAUACUGGAGGGUUCAUGCGGGAAACUACACUACACUCCCUCAAUACUUCAAGUCUAAUGGAUACAGUACCUUUUCAGUGGGCAAAGUCUUUCAUCCUGGCAUUGCCUCCAACCACUCGGAUGAUUACCCGUACAGCUGGUCUGUACCGCCGUAUCAUCCACCCUCUUUUAAAUAUGAAAAGAGGAAGGUUUGCAAAGAUAAAGACGGCACACUGCACAGUAAUUUACUGUGUCCCGUGGAUGUGUCCGAGAUGCCUUUAGGAACCCUUCCUGACAUGGAGAAUACAGCAGAGGCCGUACGACUCCUGGACUCUAUGAAGGACGCUCAAAAUCCAUUCUUCCUGGCUGUUGGCUUCUAUAAGCCUCAUAUUCCUUUCAGGAUCCCACGGGAGUACCUAAAGCUCUAUCCUAUUGAGAGUAUGACGCUGGCUCCAGACCCAGAUGUUCCUAAGAAACUUCCUGAUGUGGCCUACAACCCCUGGACUGACAUUCGUAAGAGGGAAGAUGUUCAGGCGUUAAAUCUGAGCUUUCCUUAUGGCCCCGUUCCUAAAGACUUUCAGCUGCAGAUCCGACAGCACUACUUUGCCUCAGUGUCAUAUGUGGAUGCUCAGGUUGGAAAAAUUCUGCAAGCCCUUGAUGAUUUCGGCCUCGCCAAGAACACUAUAGUGGUGUUUAGCUCCGAUCACGGUUGGUCAUUAGGAGAACAUGGUGAGUGGGCCAAAUACAGCAACUUUGAUGUGGCCACCCGAGUGCCAUUGAUCGUGUACAAGCCAGGUGUGACCUCACCUUUCUCUCGGCCUGGGGAGAAGACGUUCCCCUUCAUCGACGUGUUUCAGGGCACACGGGAGCAGUUUGGCAAAGGUCAAGGAGUUGAGAGCGUGGUGGAGCUGGUGGAUGUUUUUCCCACGCUGUCGAACCUGGCUGGACUGCGUCCUCUGCGCCACUGCCCCUCGCCAUCCUUUAAGAUCGAGCUGUGCACUGAGGGCUCAAGCCUGGCCCAUCUCAUCCGCAUCCCAGAAAGAGACCUUAACAGAGAAGCCUACUCAUUCAGCCAGUACCCUCGGCCCUCAGACUCCAUCCAGGAGAACUCUGACCUGCCCGACCUCGCCGAUAUCCGCAUCAUGGGUUACUCAAUUCGCUCCACUGACUACCGGUACACCUUAUGGGUGGGCUUUGACCCGCUCCACUGUCUCCCUAAUAUGACGGACAUCCACGCGGGAGAAAUGUACCUCCUGGCUGAAGACCCGGGAGAGGACAAUAACGUGUUUGAUGAAUUUGACCACGCCACAGUAUUGCAUAAGCUUGGCAUGCUGCCGUCAUGGACAGAGAGUUUAAAGCAUCAUUUACUGUAUCUCAGCAAUGGUUUGAAAUCAAAAGGGAUUAUGUGAUUCUAGUUUGUCAGUAAAGGGAAAAUUAAUGUUACAAAACCUGUCAAGAAUAUGUCUGGACAUGCUUCAUCAAAAACUGAAAGGAAAAUUAAGCCUAUUUUAGGGAAAUCAAGAUUUUUUUUUUUUUUUUUGCUUUCUGACAUAUUGUGAUGAUAAUAAGUAAAUAACCAAUUCUCAUUAUCAUAAUAACUUCGCAUUCUCAUCACUGUAAUGUGAAAAUAUAAUUUAUUAUAAAAAUGGUAAAGCAAAUUGUUACUGCCAUUAAUUUAUUCUGAUUUAAAUGAAAAUGUAUUGCAGUACAUUUUAUUUUGCACUAAAAAUACACCAAUUUUAGAAGAAUAAAAUAAAAAAGGAUAAAAUUGUACAAAUACUUUUAAAUCAGAAUAUAUUAAAGACAGUGUAACACAUUUAUUUUGAUUUAAGUAAAACCUCUAUUGCAAUAUGUUUACUACAUUACAGCGAUGAGAAUUUUAUCAGAAUAAAAAGAAUUUAAAAAAAUGCAAAAGUAAAAUUAGGAAUUUCAGCUAAAAUGUGCUCAAAAAAUAAUAAAGGUCUUGAAAUAUGCCCAGGACAUGUUUUUGUGAGGUUUAGUCAAAUACAAAUGUACAGUAUGUUACAUAAUCAAGAAAAUGAUCUUUAAUAGCAUUAUAGUACCUGUUUUGCAUUUACAGUCAUAUUUUAGCAUUAAAGGGAUAGUUCACCCAAAAAUGAAAACGAUCCCAUGAUUUACUCACCCUCAAGCCAUUCUAGGUCUUUCAGACAAACACAAUCGGAGAUAUAUUUAAAAAUAUCCUGGCUCCUCCA